UCUCGUGCCAGGUCGUCCUGACCUGCCGGCGUACCGUCAGUUCCCAAUUUCUCCAAACUGGGUGGGGUGAAAUCACCCCGUCCUACCGGGCUAGUAUCAGUUCCCAAAUCUGAUGUCUACAUUAUGUUAGACAUAUUAUUAGAAUUAGUAAGUAAAUUAGGAUAUGAUUAACCCCUCAAUUGCAAUGGUGGUUGAGCGUGCGGAGAGCGGGAGCUUGGAUACCCCGCCUUGUUUGGCGUCAGGCCGACUCCGUGUGUUUGUUUUACUGCUCCCUAAACGCCAUGUGCUUUUAACUUAGUAUUUGGGAUGAAAACAUCCGCUCACCACUAAUGCACGGAACGUACUGCUAAUUUUGCGAAUUAUCGCGAGGACUGCGGAACGCAGGUGUAUCUGUGGCGGGCAGCUCUUCUGCAAGUUAUUUGCCUAAGAGGACAUCAAGCAACAGAACCUUUCAAACAACCGCGCUGCUGGUGGAAACAGGCGAUGGUGGCACACAUGACUGCUUUUGGGAGCUCGUCUGAUAAUUUCAAAGAAGGUAAUGGAGAUGUGUCGUUGCAAGACAAGAAAGCAGAUGCUUUGACUGCAAAUGAAACCAAUGCCUCAGACAGUACGGAAGAUAGCUCAGAGGAAGAGGACUCAGCAAAUGAGAGCUCCACUGAGAACAACGACACUGAAAAUGAAUCUGAACCUUCAAGGUCCAGUCACGAACCAGAUCCACCUCCUAAACCAGAAACAGAAAAGCAUGGUGGGGGAGAUGCCUUACCCAAGACCAGCUGUUCUAAAUGUGAAGCCAUUCGGCAGAAUGAAGGCUACAAUUCUGUAACUCCAAGAAAUAUCUCUCGGGGACGUUAUCUGUUGCUCUUGGAGGAUGAGGGCACUUACCAGUGUUCUAUCACUGGGCUGGCGUUUGAAGUCUCUCAGAAGGUGCAAAUCAAGUAUUCAAUCUUGUCUUGGACCAAGUACGCGAUGUGUCUCAAAGAUUCUUGGAAGCUUGCUGGGCCUAUCUUUGAUGUGGACUGUGAUCCGUCCAUCCUAAAAUCCAUCCACUUCCCUCAUUCCCUUUGUUUGGCUGACCCGACAAGUGAGCUGACCUUUGGCAUCUUGCAUGUAAAGAAUCAGCGUUCCCUCAUCGAGCCGCCAACUGACCACACUGGGAGCCACAUUAAGUGGACAGUGACGUCUCUCUCCCCCGUGGGCACCGUCGUACAGACAUCCCAGCCGACUGAACACCACGGAGUGGUCCUGGUGUACAAGGAGCUGGCCAAGCGCCCUUCUUCCUCCUUCCGCAUUUACCUGGCUACCAACAACCAGUCUGAUAUAAAUGACAUCAAGAAAGUGGUGCAGAGGUCGAAUAAAAAGUAUGUGAAAAUCGAGAAGCCCCCCACAUGUCAGAGGCUGCUGCAGGAGGGGAAGACCUAUCGGCUAACAAGCGAGCCGGAGGCCGAGAUUGGUCCCAAGGCAGGAUAUGAAAUGAUUGCAGGGGACUUUAAUCGCAUGACGCCAAGCCUAGCCGUUGAUCUUGUGUGUGUGUGUGUAUAUAUUUCUCUCAUGCAGGAGCUGCAGUUCUCGCAGGAGGUGGUCAUGUUGAAGGGCUAUUUUGAGGUGUUUUUUGAGCAGUCGCCGCCCUUCGAGCUGUCGCUCAUUGAGGUGGACUCUGAACAAACGGUGUGGACUGCCAAGCUCCGAGAGGGUGACUGUGAGGACAAUGCAACUGAAAAACCACGGAAAAGUAGUCAAAGACGGAAGAGAAGUAUGAGUACUUCAGAUGAAGACCUACCCAACAAAAGGUCAAAGUGGAAAGACGUGGCCGAUGGAUUCCAGACGGUGAAGCCUGACGUCACAGAUCAGCAGCUGAUGAUGGUGGCCAAGAAGAUGGGCAAGGAGUGGCAGCAGGUGGCUAUCCUCUAUCUGGGCCUGAACUUACAGGACCUCGAAAAGCUGCCGGAUGAGGACCUCACCAUGCGCAAGUUCAAGAUGCUGGAUCUGUGGCGGCGGAAGGUCAAAGGUGGAGCCAGCGCCUCACUGCUGCAUGAGGCCCUCAAUAAAGAGGACGUGCCCAAUGAGGUUCGGGACGUCCUUGAAGGUAGGUAUGCCACCUGUCUGUCUCUGGGUUUGCUGGCACAGAUAGUAACUAGUGUUGUCAAAAGAAUUGAAUGUACCAAAAGUAUCAAUUCUGUCAUGUAUGAAACUGUUUCAAUACUGAUUUUUUUUCAAUAUAUUCUAUAGCCCGCACUCCCCAUUCGCUUUAACCACUGAGGUUCAUAGACUACCAAUGCACUUGCCCAUACCUGAGUGCAGUCUCACAUGGGGGUGAUAUUAAGGUGACUAGAUUAGAAGCAUCACAGCUUUCAUUAUUGUGCUUAAUAGAUAAAGAGUGUAGCUGGAGUAGCGUCUGGAAAUACUGUAGCUUUGUGCUAAUUGAAGAUGGUAGACCACAGGACAUAUACAAGCUGGGCCUUAUUAUGUUUUACCAUAUAAGUAUCUUAUUUCUGAGUUAUUAACAUAUUAAGCUGUAUGACCCUGUUGCAGAUGAAGUAGAGAUGUGACCUGCAUUUUUUCUGUGGGUUAAAACAUUUUUUUGUAGUCAGUUAAAUAUUUCCACAUGAAGACAGUGGUCUGUAAUUAUUUUUACCUAUGGGUCGUGUUCAGAUCCAUGCGAUCUCCUGAGGUAGUGUUGAUUAGUGUUGAUCAUUUGGAUACAAACUUCUAUGCUUUCUAUUAUCCAUUAUAAUAUAAAAUAACAUCUAAUUGUUAAUAGUGUUCAGUGCUUCCGAAUCUCUGAAAACAAUUACAGCACAAUUGCAAUGGCUACUACUGUACUUAAUAGCAUUAUGGUUUGACUGACAAUGUAAUGUGAAGGUUUUACUGGAUAUAAUGACAUGAGUUUGCAGAAGGUUGUGAUGUUUUUACUGCAAACAAAAUUGCAAUUGAAAUAAUUAGUAUAUAUUGCAACUCAGUACAAUGUUGAGUGUCAAAAAUCGUAAUGAAUUUUAAAUAUUUUUCUUGGUAUCCAUUUUGAAAUUUGACAUUUUGUUAUCGUGACAACAUUAACAGAAAUAGCAUCUCUAAAUGGACCACGUGAGUAUGACUAGCAUUGUAGCGGUACCAUGGCUGGUUUACGGUACAUGAUGUAACCACAUGUUUUCCUGUCCCGCCACAGAAAUAAUUGCAUCAUGAUGCCUCAAGAAUGAGUUCACAGUGAAACCAGAAGCACUUCUCAAAUAUUCCGUCUUGGGAAACAUGGGACGGGUAAUCUAAAGGAAUCGAUCAUUCGUCAGAGUAGUUUGGGUAACACACUGUGGGCCCGGGACAUGUGGAUGCAGUGGCUGUCCUCCUCCACUGAUUCAUCUUGGAUUUCUUCUUUUUGGGGGUGGGAGGGUGGCAAGUGAAAUGUGACAUUUUGUGGAUGCUUAAACUGUGAAGUAUACUUCAGGAAUCCAGUGAAUGAUUCUGUAGUUUACAAACUGACUGGCCAGUUGUGCAUGCCUGUUUAUGUGCCCUGUCACCUUACUCUGAAUACAGAAUGACUGACUGAAAAAGCCAAAACAGGAGGCUCACACAUGCUUCAGUAGAAAUUUUGUUUUAUGUGCUGUAACUUGCUUCUCUGUUUGGCAGGUUUUACCAGAUAUACAUUAUGUAUGGUUUUAGUCGCUAAAAUAUGAUUUUGUAGAAUAGCAUAUCACUUGUACAUUCCUUAGUUUGGACCUUCUUCGUCGUUGCCGAUGUGCUGAUGGCACAAAUCCAUGCUCUGAGCUGCUGCCUGUCAGUGGCUUUUUGUGAAGUAGCAGGAACUUGAUGGUAACAAAGAACUUCUGGACUUUUUCAAGCCAAAAUUUCAAGAAAAAAAUAUUCUUUUGUUGCGAUUUAUUAUUUCCUAUAGAAAUGAUACCAAACACCUUGCCACCUUGCACUAUUUAAAGACUAAAUUGUCUCAUAUACAGAUGCAUUCCAAAUAUGGUGAGUUGUACUGUAAAAUAAGCUUUUUUAAUUUUGUGUAAGGCUCACAUUUUGCAGUCUGGGAUGUCUUGAUUGAAAUAAACAACCUGAGGUUGACACAA
Paramormyrops kingsleyae is the source of this 4058-nucleotide messenger RNA. RefSeq lists its product as uncharacterized. Gene Ontology annotation, biological process: signal transduction; mRNA export from nucleus. The record is from RefSeq and is a predicted model, not a curated record. Gene Ontology annotation, cellular component: THO complex part of transcription export complex. NCBI's taxonomy places the organism in Eukaryota, Metazoa, Chordata, Actinopteri, Osteoglossiformes, Mormyridae. Gene Ontology annotation, molecular function: protein binding.